CACGUCAACCAAGGCUUCGCUCAGUGGUCAACGGGCAGUGAUCUAAGCAGGAGGAAGCGCCCGUGUGACACCUCCACCCUCAUGACCAAUAACAAAACAAUAGGCCAUGUGUACCAGUGACCCAUGAGCCGUGACCCGUGACCCCGUGGUGCCGUGACGGUGUGGCUGAUGCGUGGAGGGACAGGCAGAGGUAGACGAGGUGGUGGUCGUGGUGUGGUAACUCUGCCCGUUCUCAGUGCGGUGUUUGGCCAAAUGUCACAUCUUCCCCGCUAAACAUGUGAGCCGAGAAGCGGUGCGUGUGUGCGUGUGUGUGUGUGUGCGUGUGUUUUUUCCCUUUUCCUCUAUUAUUGAAGGAAAGAAGAGCAGAGAAGGAACACUGGAUAAUAAGAAAGCGUUCAUACAGAGAGGGUGAGGUAAGAAGGAAAGGAGGAAAAGCCGGUUUCUGCAGUGACUUAGAAACAGAGAACAUUUAGAAGCACCACACUUCAGGCUUCCUUCACCUCUUCGUCAACGUCUCCUUCAGUGCUGCCAACCCCGCGUGACUCCCUCCACCAGGACUGCCAACCGAAGCUAAUUAGGAAUAAGGACAAGGAAGAGGAAGACAGAGGGGAGAGGAUAAAGAGGAGUAGGAGGAGGAGGACUAAAACAUUCUAUAAGUGAUGUGCAGAAGCAGGAGAUGAACGAUGGAGGAUGAGGAGGAGGUGGACCAGGAUCUACACCCUCCAUCUCUCCACCCUUCACUAAGACUAUCACGAGUGUGAUCGUCCUACAUCUGGCAACAUGGCGUCGCCUGAGACAGUCAAAGUUAUCGUACGAUGCCGACCAAUGAACAAACGGGAGAAUGACUUAAAAUGCAAGUGCGUUGUGGCCAUGGAAGGUCUGAGCUGCAGUCUCCUAAACCCUGAUGACUUAGAUUCUGGCCCUAAGACUUUCACCUUCGACGGGGCUUACUUCUUGGAGUCAACCACCGAGGGAAUAUACAACGACGUGGCUUUUCCCUUGGUGGAGAGCGUCCUUGAGGGCUACAACGGUACGGUCUUCGCCUACGGACAGACAGGCUGCGGCAAGUCCUUCACUAUGCAGGGAGUUCAGGACCCACCAACACAGCGCGGUAUUAUCCCCAGGGCAUUCGAGCAUAUCUUCGAGGUGAUCCAGACAACGGAAAACAUGAAAUUUCUGGUGCUCGCGUCCUACCUCGAGAUCUACAACGAGGAAAUUCGAGACCUGCUGGGCGUGGACACCAAGAAGAGGCUGGAUCUUAAGGAACAUCCCGACAGAGGCGUCUAUGUACAGGGUCUCUCCCAGCACCCGGUCCACAAUACAUCGGAGUGCGAGGAGCUGAUGGACCGAGGCUGGAAGAAUCGGUCCACGGGCGCUACUCUUAUGAACGCUGACUCCUCUCGCUCACACUCCAUCUUCACCAUCACUCUGGAGAUGAUGGAGACUACGGGGGAGGACGAUGCUAUACGAAGUGGAAAAUUGAACCUGGUAGACUUGGCGGGUUCUGAACGACAAGCCAAGACCGGAGCCACGGGGAGCAGGCUGAAGGAGGCCACCAAGAUCAAUCUGUCCCUGAGUGCCCUGGGUAACGUCAUCUCAGCGCUGGUGGACGGCAAGAGCAAGCAUAUUCCCUACAGAGACUCAAAGCUCACCAGGUUGCUGCAGGACUCUCUGGGCGGCAACACGAAGACUCUAAUGGUGGCUUGCCUGAGCCCCGCCGACAACAACUAUGACGAGACGCUGAGCACCCUGAGAUACGCUAAUCGUGCCAAAAACAUCAAGAACAAGCCCAAGAUCAACGAGGACCCCAAGGACGCUAUGCUGAGGGAGUACCAGGAGGAGAUCAAGAAACUCAAGGAGCUACUCGACAAGCAGGGCCCGCAGGAGACCAUCGUGUCAGUGGCGCCGGACGAGAGUGUUCUGCAGCAGGAGCGGGAGAAGGUGCGCAACGAGUAUGAGGAGAGGAUGCUGAAGAUGAAGGAGGACAUGCAGGCGGAGCAACAGAACAAUGCUUUGCUUCAGGCCAACAUGGAAAACCUCAAGAAGCAGUACGAAAGUAAAAUAAUGGAGAUACAGACCAAGGAAAGAGAGCAACCACCACCACAACAACACCAGCAGCAGUACCAACAACAUCAACAACAACAACAGCUGGAGGACGAGUUUAUCUACGAGGACGACUUCGAGGAGGAGAGCCAACCUGCAGGCGGCGCUGAUGUGGCUCAAGGACCAGCUGGGGGAGCAUACAAGACCAUACCCAAAUCAGCUGUUUCUCAACCUGCCCCACCGCAGGAUAUGAUGAAUUCUAUGCAAAAGGAAGCACUAAAGAGAUUGAAGGAGCUGCAACAGAAGAUGGUAGGAGGAGAGAAGACGCAAGACACGGAGCUGAAGGCGAAGAGGAACAGGCGCAAGAAAAACAUGGAAAAGCGAAUGAAGAUCUUGAGUGAGGCGCUGAAGAACGUGGAUGACGAGGACGGUGUGAUGCUCAAAGUGUAUGAUGACAUUCACGAGGAGCUCAGAGUGAAGACCGAGCUGGCUAAGAGGCAGAAAGCUAAGCUCAAGGCAAUGGACCGCGAGAUCUCAGACUUAACCUCCGAGUUCCAGGAGGAGAGAACUGAUUACCUGGAAACAAUUAGGCGGCAAGAGCAACAAGUGAAGCUGCUCACGGCCAUCCUGGAAAAAAUUCAGCCCACGGUAAGGAGAGACUGCAAUUACAGCAACAUCGACGCCAUCAAGAAGGAGGCCCUGUGGGAGGACGAGUAUCAGAGGUGGCGACUCCCUGAUCUGCUCAUAGUCAAGACCAAACUCCCUCCUGCAGGGGUGCAGUGUCUCGGCCGCCCUCGCCAGGCCCUUAGCGCGAAAAUGGGCGGCUGGUCUGCUACCCUCCACGGAGCUGACACGCCCACGCCCCAGGAGGACACCGAGGAGGGGGAGGUGGAGGUAGAGGAGGAGGAGGAGGAGGAACUACGCACGCUGGGGGACGAGAAGAUGGAUCCAUUUUUGCAGCACGCCAUUCCGGCACCGCUCACUCCAUGCAGCGCCGACCCUCGCACGCAGCACCGCACGCCCUCUUUAGCCAGCCCUGAAAACUGCUUGAAGUGUUGCAGGAAGCAGAAACUACAGAGAAGCGAGGAGGAAGAUAUCGCUGGCAACUACUUUAAGCCCAAGAAGAGAGCCAAUGAACUGCUGGUGCGAUUUCAAGACGAUUCCGCCGUGGGCAGCAGCAACACCACUACCACUAAGCGAGGCGGGGCAGCGGGCAACCACCUGACAGCCAGCCUGGGUCCUGGUGGCUGGUCUAACCCUGGAACUUUAAACGCUUCCAUGAACCACACCAAUGGGUCUUACAACACCUCGUGGGGCUCCAACUCCUCCUCCACCUCCAGUGUUGGUGGUGGUGGUGGUGGUGGUGGUGGUGGCGGCGGUGGUGGUGGAGGUGGUGGUGGUGCUAGUGUAAUGAAUAAUGGGUGGCUAGGCAACGGGUUUUCUUCGAUCUCGCCAGAAAUGUCGAUGAGAAAGCCGACGAGACUUGAGGCGCUCCCGACUAUCGACCGCAGGACCAGGAAGAAGAGCAAGGAUGUUCUACACACACUCGACCUCAUAUAGCAGGACCGAGGAAAGAAACACCAUCAUCUGUGAUAACCAACUCACACACACACACACACACACACACACACACACACACACACACACACACACAAAUGAGAAACGAGAU
Portunus trituberculatus (swimming crab) is the source of this 3712-nucleotide messenger RNA. RefSeq names its product osmotic avoidance abnormal protein 3-like. The record is from RefSeq and is a predicted model, not a curated record. Gene Ontology annotation, molecular function: microtubule motor activity; microtubule binding; ATP binding. Gene Ontology annotation, biological process: microtubule-based movement. Lineage: Eukaryota; Metazoa; Arthropoda; Malacostraca; Decapoda; Portunidae. The transcript is spliced from 21 exons. The coding region runs from base 781 to 3603 and encodes 940 amino acids.